UGAUUGAUUGAGGUGUGAAUUUUUUCAUUAAAUGAAGCCUAUAUGAACAGAUACUAAUACAAACACAGUAGCCGAUAAUGCUUUGUUCAGAUUUUUAGAAAUUUAAUUAAUAGAAGUUGACAUUCUUUUUUAGUGGUCAGAUUGAAUGUACCCGUACUGAACUUCAACAUUCUUUUCAGCAUUUAGUUGUACGUGAAGUAUAACCAACACCAACUUUCAUUAAUUACGGUUUCAAUGCUUUCAUCCGUUAGGGUUUCUGAAAAUGUAUGUUAAAUACCAACCAAUCGGGUGUGGUGGAUUAUAAAAAAAAAUCCCAUUACUUGCAAAAUACACAUUGAUUCAUGGCACCAAAGAAGAAACCAAUCUUUAGACGCGAAGAUUUCAUGUAUGAGCUGGAAUGGAGUGAGAAGGUCGAUGAUUAUUUCAUCGAUCUUCUAGCUGUGGAAUCAUAUCGGGGGUGCUUUGAACGUGAUGGAAAAAAUACGCUUGCCUUGUUUAGCUGCCAAGAGGCUCUUCAAAGUAAGUUCAACAAAUUCUUCUCGUACAAGCACCUCACUAAGAAAGUGAAUAUGCUUCGGAAAAGGUUUUAUACAUUCCAUUGGAUACUGGCUCAAGACGGUGUUCGUUACAAUCAAACGACUAAUAUCAUUUCAACAACUGAAGAAGUGUGGGAUCGUAUUUUGAAGAUGAGUAACUUCGCAUAUUUUUACCGCGGUUCUGGAGAGCUUAAGUACAAUCAAUUGAAGUGUAUAUUCGGGCCCGACCCCGUGCAAGACCCCAACGCGGCAGAAGAAGUGGUUGUAUUGAUAUCUGAUGACAACAUAACCGACACUGAAGGAGUUGGUUGCUCCGGUGUUCCGGGCCGUGACGAUGGAGUUGACCGGUUAGGAAUUAACGCACAUGCGUUCGAGGCAGUCGCCGAGCUAGAAUUCGCUAACAUGCACCCUAACGAACAGCAUUAUGUCAUAAACAUUUCGUCGGACUCUUCGGAUAACGCUGACUUCGAUAUGCUAGGUUACCUCAACUAUAUUUCUGACUCAGAUUGCUCAAGAGACACUGAGUUGAGUACAGCAAACUCACGCCACGCUGACAAUUUUACGGAGAUUCAUGGAACCACAAUACUCCGGUCAAAAUCAGAGAACAUAAGGAAAUUCAACCAGUACGGAACUCCCAAGAGCUCAACAGCCUCUAACAAGCCGUCUCCGGUAAACUUCUUAACCCCAGCAAACAAAUAAGGUGAUUACAAGUU
Erythranthe guttata (spotted monkey flower) is the source of this 1249-nucleotide messenger RNA. Lineage: Eukaryota; Viridiplantae; Streptophyta; Magnoliopsida; Lamiales; Phrymaceae. The record is from RefSeq and is a predicted model, not a curated record.